GAGAAGAUCCAUCUAUAUUUAGAAAAUUCUAGUUAGUUUAAACAGAAGCCGCGGUUGUACGAUGGCUCAUCAAACACGCUCAUUGUACAAGGACAGGUUAAUUAGUGUUGAAUUUUGACAGACAAACAAAGGAGAGAUACCCAGUGCCAGUUUUCGAUUAAUUUUUUAGUAAAAAUCCGAAUGAUGAAAAUGGUAAUUAGUAUUUUAUUAUAAUAUACAAAAAGUUUAACUGCUUAAAAUCAUAGGCUCAUUCUAAAAUUGAAAAGUCUGUAAUAGCUUUUUUAAAGUUAGUAGUUGAUUUCAAGAUAAACAUGGUUUUUUAGUUUCUGCUGAGGAUUUUAAGAGUAUGGUCCUGAAAAAAACAUCGCAAUCGGAAGCAAGAUCAGACACAGCCAUAACCAAACCCGUGUUUCUUUCAGGCUUCUAUUUAGGCAUACCCCAGGCCCCAGGGUGACAAAACUGGGUGAAUUUAGUUAUGUAGAGCGUGGGUGCCGGAUUCAGAGCUAACGCUGGUUGCCACUUCCACUAUGACUUACUUUUUGGUGUUUAAAAAUGCAAACCCCCCCCCCCAAAAAAAAAAAAACCACACACACACACAGAUCUGAAAUGUCUCCUCGGAUUAAAUUUGCUGAAAGAUACUUUGUGUCACUAAGUCUUAUACAAGUAAUAAAAAACUGGGUGAAUUUAGUUAUGUAGCGCGUGGGUGCCGGAUUCAGAGCUCACGCUGGUUCCCCCUUCCACUAUGCCUUACUUUUUGGUGUUUAAAAAUGCAAACCCCCCCCCCAAAAAAAAAAAAAAAACCACACACACACACAGAUCUGAAAUGUCUCCUCGGAUUAAAUUUGCUGAAAGAUACUUUGUGUCACUAAGUCUUAUACAAGUAAUAAAAAUAGAAUUUUAUCUAAGCGUAGCGAUCUGAAGUGACUCUAAAAAAAUACUUAUCAGACUCUUGCAACACCCUUUUCAUAAUGAAUGCCCUAGGAUAUUAUUCAAUUUGUGUUCUUUUGCUUGUAAUGUUUUUAUAUUAUUAAUAUGGUUUCUUUUUUGUUUUAAUGAUUUGCACAGCGUAAGAACUUUUCUGGUCACAAAGUUAAGUUUUUUUCCCCCAUAAAUGUUGAGCAAUGGCAUCAGAAAAAGAUAGAAAACCACCUGAGAUUCCAGACUUGUCCUGUGCUGAAUAUGUUGAAAAGAGUGUUGAUGAAAUAUCAGACGCUAUAGCAAAAGGCUUGUCUGAGCCAAAAGUGCAGCUAAUAAGUAAGUACUGUUUUGGACUUUGUUUUUUUUUUUUUGUGCAUUGAACCCACUAGAUUAAUUCUUUAGGGAAAAUGUUUCCAAUAUGAGUUUUUACAUGUUUAGACUUAAGACUAUUCCGAAUGAUAUUCUAUUGCAUUUUUACUUUUUGCACACUUGCAAAAUACCAAUUUCUAAGUAUUCCCAAAUAAUUAUACUUAGACUAAGAAAUAUGUUUGCAAUUUUUUCUCUAAUAAGCCACCUUGAUCCAAUUAAUUGAAAUUAACUAUGUAAAUACAUUCUAAUAUUUUGCAGAAACAAUUUUAGGUUCAAUAGGCAAAGAAAAUUCUUUAUUCUUCUAUAAACAGACGCAAGAGGUGGAACAGCAGGGUGGCAUGAAGACCUCAUCAGUAAGACGUUCUUUGUUGUAAACUAAACUAUUUCCUUAAUAAAAAUUUGUUUUUAACAGUUUAAGAAAAAGUUAUUGUAAAUGGAUUUUCAUGAGAAGAAGUCAGUGAAGAGUAUUUGGGAUGAUUUCCUGGAAGAUCCUCUCUUUGUUAACCACUUACGAAAUCACACGAGAUACCAGUAAACAUAUUAUCUAAUAGCAACAAUAUCUAAUAGCAACAAAGUGGAAAUACAACUUUCCCUCAAAUAGCAUAUAAUAUACAUGAUGGAUUUUACCAUUUGAUGAGAUUUGUGUUUGUAUAGUAUAAGCAGCUGUUUUCAGAACGGGAGGUAGCCUAUCCUUUCUUUUCUUGCACAUGAGACUAUUGAGACAGACCUGACUGAACUAUUUCUAAGAAUUCUUGAUUUAUCUUGUUACUUGUUAAUUUAAAAAAAAUAUAAUCAUAACAGUGAAAGGACAUGAAAUUUGACCAAUUUAUAACUUACUGAUAUUUCAGGGAGACCGUUGGCGAACAUCUGGAGGAGUAUUUGUACAACUACUAAGGCAAGAGGCCAAGAAAGAAAAUGGCAGAGUUUCUCAAAAACAAAUUGAUGACAUUUUCGACGAACAGAAGAGGUAGUUGGACAGUACAGAGCUUGCCUCUACAAAUAAUAAUGUAGUUUCAUUAAAGAAGUCAUUUUAUUAUUAAUUCUUAACUUCAUACCAAAAAAAAAAAAAAAAAUUGACCUGUUAAAGAUAACUUUUCAGUAUUCAUAUUCACAAUGGUUUUUAUGUUUUGUUCUUAAGCUUGUCAGCCUAUAUUUAACUUGAUUAAAAUUAAUUAAUUUAAAUCAUAAGGAGGUAAUAUAUUUUUAUUUGAUACAUUUUUCUUCAGCAAUGAUAAUGAACACAAAAAAUUGGAUGAAAAUGACGAAGAAGAAAAGGCACUGGAAAAAGAUAUAGAGGAAGGCAAAAAAAAAAUCUUAAACAGGUCAACAAAAAAACCUUAAAUAUGUCAACAAAGAAAUCUUAAAUAGUUCAUCAGAUGCAAGCCAAAAUGUCAGCGUUUUUAAAAAAACACUGACGCUGAUCCGUUGACCACCAUAAGGGGAUGCUGUUGUAGAGCUGAUCUCCCAGGAACUAGGCCUAUAGUAAUUUCCUAUUGUCUUCUUAUCCUUGCUCCACUGACUUAUUUAUUUAAAACAAGUUUCCUAUGCAGCCAAUAAAAAUCGUAUUUUUUUCCCCCA
Molecule: messenger RNA, 2865 nt
Organism: Lymnaea stagnalis (great pond snail)
Lineage: Eukaryota; Metazoa; Mollusca; Gastropoda; Lymnaeidae
Source: the annotation of a GenBank genome assembly